AUGACGAAGCGAGAUAAAAAGCGCGUCCGUAUAAAUGUUACUUUGUGUAGAUACGAAGUUGUGCGCCGUGUAGCUCGAGCUCGGGGUUGGAAGCUUGUGACGGAUGAAAGGCCUGACAGCAAGCUGUCCGCGUGCAAUGUACACUGGAUCGAUGUGCCUGACAUCCUCCCAACCUUUACGGGACUACUGCCUUACCAAAAAGUAAAUCAUUUUCCAGGAAUGGCCAAUUUGGCGUGCAAGUCUAAAUUAGCUCGAAACCUUGAGCGUAUGAAAAAACUGUUUCCAGAUGAGUUCAACUUUGUUCCUCGAACAUGGAUCCUUCCGUUCGACAAAUAUGAUUUUCAGCAGAACUUCAACGCGGAAGGACUGAGCCAACGCACAUUUAUUGUGAAACCUGACCACAUGUGCCAAGGUCGUGGAGUAUUUUUGACUCGCAAUCUUGCACAAAUACCGCGUGGAGAUGUCCUAGUAGCCCAACAAUAUGUAGCUCGACCUUUGCUCAUCGAUGGCAAGAAGUUUGACCUACGUAUUUAUGUACUUGUGACGUCGUGCUCACCGCUUCGCGUGUAUAUCUUUAAUGACGGAUUGGUACGAAUGUGCACGGCCGAUUAUGUCACUCCUAAUGCAGACAAUCUUGAACAAAGAUUUAUGCACCUUACCAAUUAUGCCGUGAAUAAGCAUUCCAGCAACUUUGAAACAAAUAAAGGAGAUAAUGCUGAAGGUACAGGUAGCAAACGAUCAUUAAAAUGGUUCUUUUCGUGGUUGAAAGAGAGAUUAGCAAGCGACAAGGUGGAUAGACUCUGGGAUCAAAUCGGUGAUAUCUGUCUUAAGACUAUUUUGUCUGUGCAGCCUACAUUGGCACAGGAGUAUAAAUCAACAUUUUCAAAAAAUUUGCGCCGCACCAAUUCAGCAUCAAGAUCCGGACCUCGGGCUUGCGACAAGGGAGAUGAAGUUGUCGAAAAUAGAGGGAAAAGUACUCGUCCUGGUAGUGCAAAUGAUGCCGGUAAUCAUAUAAACGAGCCUUUUUCAACGAGCUCGUCUGCACCACUGUCCUGCUCCUUCGCUCUGUUGGGAAUGGACGUGCUCAUCGAUGAAAAACUAAAACCGUGGCUACUGGAGGUUAACCAUUUGCCAAGUUUUGGCUGUGACUCGCUCCUAGAUUGGAGUGUGAAGGAGCCACUCAUUUCACAGACAUUUGACAUUUUGAAUAUUACAUCUAGCGCUAAAAAGCGGUUUGAAACUGAGCAAGCUCGUGAACUCCAGCACAGGCUUUACGGGGGAGCCGCAACUGGCAAAUUUGCUGCUACAUCAAAAGUGGACAAUCAAAUCGAUAGCUUGCCACCAUUAAUUAUUUCUUCGCAAAGGGAAGAUACAUCCGAAGCUGCAAAUAAAAUAGAGAAGGAAAAUCAGCUGCCAUUAAAGUCUGAACAGCUUCGUCAAGCGUUAACUGACUACUAUGCUCACUUCAACUCGGAGCGACUGCACCAUCUUGACACAAUUAUGAGCAAAUAUGCUGAUAAUCAAAAAGAAUUGAAUCGAAGUCUUCAGCAAAAAUAUGGAAAAGGAAUUCGCGACUUUGCAAGUAUCGAUUCAAUAGCCACCAAUGCUCAGCAACAAAACCAAAACGUCGGACAUGUACUUGAUGAAGAAAAGUUGAUUGAUUUCGCCCGUCUUUAUCCACCUUCUUCGGACGCCGAUCGAGCUUUGAAGUAUCGCAAAAUGCUAGCUGCAUCACAGCAAUACAUCGACGAAUUACAAUUACGAUUUUCGGCACCUCUUCAGCAUCGCCGUCCCGAGUUAGACAGCGAUGGAGUGGCGCUUCCACUACUGAAUGGUGCGCAAAGAAAGGAGCAUCUUGGUCGAGACUGUUUUGGGUUUGCUGGAACGGACAGAGGAAAGUUGCUGUCUGCAGCUGAUAGAAAACCAUUGGUAAUUCCCGGUCCGAUGCAAGUGGCGGCAGCUCAUCGAUUAAUGCUUGGUCAUUCAAGCCAAAAAUUGUCAAUCAAACCUCCUACGCCACCAGAACCUAUUCUUUCUCGCUCUAGUUCCCCUUUAAACUACGGGCUUCAGUAUCGCGAGAGAAUUCUUUCUCAUAAGAACAAGCCGACACUCUCUGUUUCCCAAGUUUCAUUUCGCUUUGACGGACCCUUUUAA
Plasmopara halstedii is the source of this 2154-nucleotide messenger RNA. Its product is annotated as tubulin polyglutamylase. Gene Ontology annotation, cellular component: cilium. The coding region runs from base 1 to 2154 and encodes 717 amino acids. Gene Ontology annotation, biological process: protein polyglutamylation; microtubule cytoskeleton organization. The record is from RefSeq and is a predicted model, not a curated record. Gene Ontology annotation, molecular function: tubulin binding; tubulin-glutamic acid ligase activity. NCBI's taxonomy places the organism in Eukaryota, Oomycota, Peronosporomycetes, Peronosporales, Peronosporaceae. The transcript has a single exon.